Bufo gargarizans (Asiatic toad) is the source of this 7330-nucleotide messenger RNA. RefSeq names its product centrosomal protein 295 (gene CEP295). Bases 279 to 5591 code for a protein of 1770 amino acids. NCBI's taxonomy places the organism in Eukaryota, Metazoa, Chordata, Amphibia, Anura, Bufonidae. The transcript is spliced from 31 exons. Gene Ontology annotation, biological process: regulation of centriole replication. The record is from RefSeq and is a predicted model, not a curated record. Gene Ontology annotation, cellular component: centrosome; centriole; cytosol.
CUCUCUGGUAAUGCGUGGAUCAACGAACUCUGACGGGAGUACAAAGUAGGCGUGGCUUGUUCCCUGUUGCCCAGCAGCGGUUAGAACGCCCCGCCCCUUUCCCCCUCUUCUGCGGAGCUCCAUGCUUCCCGCUGCAGGGCUCCGUAUUGGCGGCUGGUUUGAAGAGCGGAAGUGACGGUUCUCGAAGAGGAAAACAACCGUUCAGUGGAUGUUAUGUCCGGACCGGAGCGCAGAGCGGGUGACCGGCAGCCUCAAGCAGCUCACGGGGCCGAUGUCUGAUGUACUCUGAAAACAUGAAACGUAAAGUGGCCAAAGCGAGCGCCCUGAGGGUGAGCCCCAACGAGGAGGCGUCCAUGUUACAACAGGAGCGGGAGCGGAGGAGGAAGCUGCGCCUACAGCAGGUCAGAGAGCAGGAGAAGUUCAUCGCUCAGCAGAUCCGCCAGGACGUUAAGGAAAGAAAAGAUCAGCAGCUGCAGCAAUUAGCAGGAGACCUGAGAGCCAGAUGGGAAGCCACCCAGGCCGAGAAGCUGCAAGCCUUGGAGAAAAUCUAUCUGUGCACCCUGAACGCCAUCGGAGAAGGACACAGACAGGCCAAAGAGAAUGAGCCUGAUUUGAAGGCGAUUGAAAAGGCAGUGGCUGCAAAUAAGGAAAAAGCAGAGAAGAGACAUCAGGAGGCUUUGAAAGAUUUAAAACAACAGAAAGAGAAGCGGCUGAGGGCGCAGUCCUGGCUCAUCGAAGCACGAAAAAAAGUGCUUGGCAUUGAAAAGGACCGUGCAGCAAAAAUUGCCAGUCUCCCCCCUCCCCCGCCAGAUCCACUUCAGAACAUUGAAGUUGUAAAGCGUCUGCCAUUAGUGAAGGUCUGCAAUGUAGACAACUUCUCCACCUCCCACUACCACCUACCUGAGGCCUACGUCGACCGAGAGAUGGAUACUGAGCAGGCUGAUGCCCGCUCUGCGGCUGUGGAGGAGGAGAAGCGGCUGAAUGCACUUCUGCAAGAGGAGGAACGCGACAGGCGGGAACAAAUGGAGAAGGCGAAUCUCCGCGGAUCUCACGCUUUAAAAAGGGUUCAGCUUGCACAGGACAGGGACAGGCUGAUGAAGGAACUGGAUCAAAUGCAGCAGGAAGACCUGUCCAGGCGGCGGCAGAUCGUAGCGAAGAUGCCGCAGCAGUUGUUCGAGCCGGCCUACCGUCGAGCGGAGAUCAGGGAGGAAUGGCAAGGGGAGCUUGAGACUGCGUUCGAGGACAUGUACACACGAAAUGCAAAAAUGAGAGGGGACAUGGUCCUGCACCUAAAACCCCAGCCCCUGCCCGAUCCCUCUGUAACCAGUGUGGAUGAAGAUCUUGAUUUGACUGUGGAGCCAGAAGUGGUGCCUGGAGUGGAGCAUCAUUCUGGAGGAACUGAGGACAUCUCGUCAGUAGAAGAACAUCGAGAAGAAGUCCGAGAACCGCAAUCUAAUCAAGUGCUGAAGAGGUUAUUAAAGAGAAUAAGGACUCAGAGAGACCAGUGGGACUCUAAGGCUGAGACGGUCAGUGCGACCAGUGACACGCUGGAGUCCGGCUCUCUGCCCAUCGAUCAUGAAUCAGCAGAUAUCCAAGAGGAGGGAAACUCGGAUGAGGUGACUGACACAGUUAUAGCCGGGAAGUCCAUUCUUCUCCAUCCUGAAGAACAGGCCAUGCGCAUCAGGAUGGAGGCCGAGAGGAAGGAAAAGAUGGAAGACCUGGAGCAGCAGAAGCAGGAGCAGCUGGAACUGAUCAGGAAACUAGACGAGGAGAGAAGACGUUUAGAGGCAGAAUUCCAGAAGAUGCAGGAGAGCAGUGCGGCUGUACAGGACAAACCAGAGGCAGCGGCGGUAGAUGGGAAACCGGAGGAAUCGUCAGCCACAGCCGCGCAGUUGAACACGUCAGCAGAAGGUUUACAUAUCCAGAUGAUUCGGCAGUACCAGCAGCGCCUGAUGGAGCAGAACAGGGUUCACAAGCAAUCAGUGGCUGAAGCGCGAAAACGUUUGCAGGAAUACCAGUUACUACUGAAGGAUCGGUAUCCUCACUUAUCCACCUCCAACAUGGGAAGCCCAGAAAAGGGUCAGGAAAACAUGAGGAGUCUUCAAGGGCCACACCCAGAUUUAUCUAAAAAUAACAUCCCAAAUACGGUCCUGUCAUCUCCUCCUCAUCACAACGCAGCGGUAUCCUCACCAGGUCAUCCUCCAUCUACAGAAAAGCAGAUAUCGGACCAGAGUGUGUCCAGAGGUGUAGGAAGGACUCGGCAGAUGAGUCCUAGAAGUGGCCCAGAUCCUUCAUCUGCAAGCAGUUUCCAUGCUGUGGUCUCUUCUAAACUUAGAACUGACAGUCCUGCGAGUGUGGACUUCUCUCACCAUCACUCCCUUAGAGGAAGAAGUCCACAAGGACUAUUAUCUCACAGUCCACAUGACGACCACCUUAGAGCUCAAGAUACUGUAAUAGGUUCAGAAAAACUUUCCUCCCCGUCCAGUCCAGGAGAACAUGACUCCUCCUCCGGGACUUCAUACUUCCUCCUCCCUUCGGCACUUUUUUUAGGUCUGCCUCAGGAUGACUUUUCUGAACAAGUCGUGUCUGUCACCGUUCCCGAAGUCGGCAAAAGAGACCGUCUACCCCUAGGAGACUUCUCCAGUGUUCAGGAAUUCCGAGAGAGACUUCUGUCUUCUGCUGCAGAGAUCAGUAACCAGCAAGACCACCUGAAGGAAAUGCAGGCGCAGCUGGACAAGCAGCGAGAAUCUCUUCUGUCCAAGCAGAAAAGUCAGGAGCAACAUCUCCUGCACAAGCAGAAGGAACUGGAGGAGCAGAUACGAAGGCGCCAGGAGUCCCUGGAGGAGUUGCUUGGCCCAACUGAGUCUCCACAGGGGGCGAUCCCCGCUGAUCUCCGUGUGAUUCCUGAGCACGAUCGAUAUCAGUUUAUGUCCGCACUGCUGAAGGCGCUGGAAGACGAAGAGGAAGACGUCUCAAUGGUGACAGACAUUCAGUCCUGUGAUGGUUCUCUAAUGAGAGCUCCUAUAAGAGACCACAAGUGGAGACCUUCCAAGCCGCCUGUCACAAAGACCAAACUAGGGCCAUUCCUGCAGCAGCAUGAGCUGAGCGCCAUCAUGGAAGUGGAGACGCCCAGCGGCAGACCCUCCAGCACAGGAACUGAACUCCGAGAAAGCCAGCCGGGUCGGCCUGACCCAUCUGGACCCAGCGAACAUGUUGGUCAUCACCCAGACAUUAGUCAGAUGAGCUGUGACUCCUCGAUAAUACCAGGGGACCUGUCCGGCCUAUCAGCCAGCAUCAGAGGCGAGACUCCAAACCAAAGUUAUGCCAAGUUAUCAUGGAGAGACACUUUGUCUUUAGAACGAUCUCGAGAGCCAGCCGGAGGAGAUCCUUCAUUUACUUCAGUUUUGUACAAAAGUCUCCAUGACAGUCUCACCAGGAACACAUUCCCUAAACCACUUUCAAUGGAGGAAGGAGCUUCUGGCCUGGGGUCGACCGGACAAGGACGGAGCCCAAAUUCAGCCGGCGAUUCUUUGUCCACUACAACUAUAUCAUCCGGCAGCUUCCUGACCGGCGAGAAGACCGACUCCAGUCCUGGAAACUCUGAUUUCCUAUCGGACUACUAUUCUGCCAUUGAGGAAACUAAAGCCAGCGUCUCCAGUCCAUCAGCCACUACAUCCGGGAUCCCUCCUCCAACAACAUGGAGUCAUUGCUUCAGUCCGGCGGAAAAUCACAGCCACAUCCAGCAGAUCAUAGAGAAAUACACCAAAGAGCUCAGCGCUUCUCUAGAAAGAAACUUGAGUUUUCACUCUCCUGAAGUUGCUACUGAUGUUACAGCUUCUGAUAACCACCUCUCGUAUACAUUUCACUCUCUGGAUCCAAAACAUGACUUCGAUAUCUCCACUUCAUCCUGCGCCCGAUCCGAUGCCACCAGGAGCCCACAGAACAUGCAGGAUCGGAGUCAGAGCUCCAGUAACACCAGAGGAAGCCCUGCAGUAACACACAGCACGCCGGCUCUGAGCUCCUCUGUCGGCUUAUUCCACUCACUGAACAUCAGGAGAAGUUCACCUAGGAGGCAGAACGAAGCAGCUCCUGAAGUUGCUACUGAUGUUACAGCUUCUGAUAACCACCUCUCGUAUACAUUUCACUCUCUGGAUCCAAACCCUGACUUCAAUAUCUCCACUUCAUCCUGCGCCCGAUCCGAUGCCACCAGGAGCCCACAGAACAUGCAGGAUCGGAGUCGGAGCUCCAGUAACACCAGAAGAAGCCCUGCAGUAACACAUAGCACGCCGGCUCUGAGCUCCUCUGUCGGCUUAUUCCACUCACUGAACAUCAGGAGAAGUUCACCUAGGAGGCAGAACGAAGCAGAUUUUUCUGGAUCUUUCCUCCCAUUACACCCGGAGUGCACCCUUAAUGAGCCAAAUCUGAGCCGCCAUGAAGAUCCGCCCGGUGGAGAUUCUUGUCAGGAACAGGACCAGGAAACUCCUUUCCAGCAUGGCGUCUUGCAGUCUUUUGAUGCAGCGUCUCAUGAUGCCAGUCACAGACCUUUCACUGGUCGGCACUCCUCUACCAUCCUGACAAGUGCAGCAGAGGACAGCGGAUCUUUCCAUGCACUUGUGGCUGCACAGACGACGGUAAAUGAUUCUGAACUGUCCGAACAUCCAAUCUCAGACAUCUUGGAGAGGAAUAGUAAUAAAAGCGUCCAUUUCGAGGAGCUCCCUGCUGGACGUGAAGAUGUGAACACAGAUCAUGAUGUCCCUCAAGAUCCCGAGGAAGGCGCUAGUCAAGUUCCUUCACAGCCAUCAGAUCAGACCCCAAGAUCUGAGAACAUGAGCCUCACAUCUCACUCCAGAUCCUCUCUUCAGUCCUUGUCUAGCUUGACUAUUGGGUCUUCAGCUGGUUCUUUGCAGAGCUUUAUUCAUACUUGGGACUCUGAGUCGAUGCGAGGAAUCCUGGAAGAGCCCGAUCUCACUCUGCUCAGCCUGAAUGACAGCAGCAUCGUCUUCUCCGAGCCUCCGCUCACCCAGACCGCGGACCACCAGGGUGGGAAAACUUCUCAGAGCACCUUUCACCCUCUUCACCCAGAGGUGGACUCUUCAGGCUUUCAUGUGCCGGACCAGUCUUCAGCAGAAGGGUCUUUAUCCCAGCACUUGACAGAAAUGAGUCUUGAAUUCACAUCUACUCCGGGGAGUCUGCAAGAAGCCUUCCUGAGCAAGAAAAGACAUUUCAUCGAGAAUUCCUCAAAGAGAGUCCAAGAUAUUAUGAAGAAAGACAGAGUCCCAAAGCAGAAGCCGCAGACGUCUGAUCUAUCGGACGUGUCCGUCAUCCAGGGCGAGCAGCGGUCUAGCUCCGAUCCGGUCCCUUCUGAUGGAGGCCAGAUGAAGAAAGUGGUUGAGGUCAGAGUGAGCACCCCGGAAGAUCGCAAACUGACUGAGAUAGAGAUGCACCAGCGCACUAUACGGCUAUAUAAUCGGCUCCAUGAAGUUAAAACACGAAGAGAAGAUAAGAUGCGGCAGGAGACAUAUGCCAAGAACCGCGAGAAGGCCAAAGACUUUAAGAAGAGAACUUUGGAAAAGUUAAGAGCCAAACGAUGAGAACGUAAUAACUGAUCAAAACGUGAGCGAAUGUGAAGAAGAACCUGAUGCCUCAGCCCUGCAGGGCGUCUCCUGGCCUACAAGUGCACUUUUUGAUAAUUUAUGAUUGAGAAUAAAUGAAGAUGAAUUGGCAGGGGAGGCGGCCAUUUUCUGGCACUGAUUUUAACAGAAAGCAAUCCGGGUGGAGAGAAGCUCCAUACAUGACUCUUCCUAUGUGCAGAAGUGCCUCAUCUAACACAUAGGUGAUUUUGAACAUUGCACGGCGCAGCAGAGCGUGUUCCUCCUGAUUCCUGUCUUGGCCAUUUGGUUUCUGAACACCGACGCCUACAGUAUCUGUAAUGCCGGAAGUAUGUACAAGACAGCGAGCUCCCCCAUGAAUGAGCGUGCUUGGACUGGCCAAGCCAGAGCCUGCCUGACUGCGGUAUAUUGAGACAGUAUGACGCCCCCAUAAAAAAAAAACAUUGUCCGCUGGGUUGGUCAGCAUAUAGAGAGAUAUUUGCUGACAGUACAGUUGCAGAAAUUUGGGCGACGGAAAAUCUGUCCCCCUCAUCUGAAUGGGGUUGAUUUGGCAGAAAGCACUUGGAUUUCUUCAAGCACCAUUCUAAUGAAUGGAACAGUCCAAAAAAAAACAUUUAAAAUUUUUAUUUUUUUUAGGGCUCAUUCAGACGACUGUAUGUGAUAUCCGCAAAACACUGAUACCAGCCGUGUGCGUUCAACAGAAUAUGCUCUAUCUUUUGCAGGGCCACGGAACAGAAGUAUAGAUGCGGCCACAUUAAAAUGAACAGGUCCACAUCCGUUCUGUAAUAUUGCUGAAUGGAAGCUGGACCCGUAAAUACGGUUGUCUAAAUGAGCCCUUAAAGGGUUAUUCUGAUCUCGGACAUUUCUGGCCUAUUGCUAGGAUACGCCAUCAAUGUCAGAUGCAGGUCCCACUUGUGGGAUCAGCUCUUGUCUCCAGAAUGGGUCUCCCGAAGGGAAGGCCAACACGCUGUGCAAGCGCAGCCACCCUCUGAUAUCAGAGGUCAGAAAAUGGCUAUGCUUUUUCCAGCAGUCUCAUAGAGGUGAGUGAAUGAACGGAGCAGUGGCGAUGCAUGGGCCGUGCGCUCUUGAUUCAAUAUGAGAUGCCGAAAAUAGCAGAACACGCUCCCUCUUCUAUUUUUGGAUUUCCUAUAGCAGUAAAUGGAGAAAACCCCCUCAGUAUGCUCUCCUUCACUUUGGGGACCGACAUCUGGGACUUGAUCCUAUGUGACUUUGAUGGCAUAUCCUAGCGAAGUCAGAGAUGGACCAAUCCUUUUAAAAGGGGUGUCCUAAAAUAACAAGCCUACAGGUUGGGGGAUAUGUAUCAUACUGGUGCGGGUCUGAGAAAUGGCGGUCUCCUUGAAUGGGGCUGUGGUCGGGCAUGCCGCACCAUUGAAACAAGCGCUGUACUCCAUCUUCGCCACUGCUAUAGACUGUGAAUAAAGCCGUGGUUGAGCGUGCACCCUCCUGCGCCAAACAGGCAAAAGGGACCCCCAUUCUCAUGAUUGAAGGGGGAUCUGAGCGGUUGGACUAGGUGAUGAGCUGUGAUUUGCAGACAAACCCGCCAUGUGUAAUUUUACUUUUUAAAUGUGUUAAUGUAUUUUAUGUAAAGAGGUUUAUAUAAUUAUUUAUGGAGCGUGAAGAUUGGGUUGUACUUUUUACUAUUGAAUUUUUAUACCCUUUUAAUAAAUGUUUCAUUAUAACGUAUAUUGUGCCCUGUCGUC